Molecule: messenger RNA, 1116 nt
Organism: Phragmites australis (common reed)
Lineage: Eukaryota; Viridiplantae; Streptophyta; Magnoliopsida; Poales; Poaceae
Exons: 5
Coding region: 327-962 (211 amino acids)
Source: RefSeq, a predicted model, not a curated record
UUUGAUACUUUUAUAAGUGGCAAUGUCCCCCUGUUAAUGACAUGGGCUCCUAUGAGUAACUGCUAUGGGCUAAAAAGGUAAAUGGUUAAUCACUCACUCGGGAGUGUGGAAAAAAAAAAUGAUCCCCUGGGAAAGGCAACUCCGCCCCCGCGUUCGUUUCGACCCUCAUCACCGGCGCGGCGCCCGUUCGUUUCGUACUGCGCAAGCUGGUCGCACUGUCGCCGUGGGAAGGAGGAAGAGGAGCCAAACGGUUAAGCCGACUCGGCCGCUCGCUUCCCAAAUCCCCCCCGAAAAGGCGAGUAGCGCCGAGAUCGUGGGAGUAGGAGAUGGUGGUGCGGCAGCUAGGCGGCGCGGGUCGCGCGCUGCUCGCGCUCCCCAACAUCCGGAGGCGGGCGUCCAACUCCUGGGCCGCCGUCCGCGACACCUUCUUCUCCACCAAGCAAGUGUUCGAGAGCCACCGCGUCGUGUUCACCGUCGGCACCUCCGUCGCCUCCAUCCUCACGGCAUGGGCCGGUUAUUCACUUCGUCAUGUACAGCAAUCAAGGAUUGACAGGAGGCUUCAGUCAAUUGAAGAAUCUUUGAAGGAUAAUCACAAAGUCAAACAUGAAGAGAUAAAAAAGAUUGUCACUACCAGCAAUGUUAGCACUCCAGCCUGUAUAGCCACUGCAUUGACAACAACGGUUGUUGGGUAUGCGCUAGGGUGGCGAGGUGGAGCUUGGUACGCUCGAAGGGCCUUCCGAAGAGAGCAACAAAAGCUGAUGGGUCAAAUAAAGUCGCACAAUAGAUGGCAUUGGCGGCCCUUCAAUAAACUCAAAAACAGACUCAGAAACAGCAGAUUAGCGUCCAAGACCAAGAGUGCGGACGCGCAUCUAUUGUUGGGUCAUAGCACCGAUGCCCCCUCAAGUAGCGGGGCUUCUGCGAAUGUUAGCAGUAAUGCUCAGGCAGCAGGAUGUACAUCAUGACUAAUAGAAGUGAACAUGGUCUAUGCGCUUUAGAACAGACCAUAUGACUGGUGGAUCAUUUUGUAGCAUUAAGGUCAUAAUGCAUUAUGCGGAUGCAGCCGUGACAUGGAAAGUUUUAACCGAGUGAUUUUAGACGGGGAACCUGUCUAGUACU